AUGUUGGACGCCUUUGAGAUCCUGACUACAUCUGGCAUCGUGCUCUGGCGAAAACAGUAUGCGCCAGUAUCGUCCAGCGUCGUCAACAGCCUGAUCAACGAUGUCUUUAUCGAGCAGCGGGGGCAGAAGAGCAAUGAUGGAGGGAAGAAUCCGCCGUACAGGAAGGAGAAAUACACAUUGCGAUAUACGAGCGCGAAGGAUGUCGGACUGAUCUUCGUGGUGGUGUAUCAGAGCUUGCUUCAUCUGAGUUGGGUUGACGACCUUCUGACGGCCGUGCGAGCAUUGUUCACCAAACAGUAUGCUACAGAGCUGAAGAAGCCGCAUGCGACAACAGUGAACUGUCGAGACUUCGACCAAACGUUCGAUGCGCUCGUGCGAAAGCUGGACACCGGCAGCACUCGACGACCAAGCGAGCCGGAUUCGGACGCCGGACCUGUCGAACUUACGCCUCCUUCGAGUACUGCUUCUGCGGGAGAGGAUGGCGUGGACGACGAAGAUGCGCCUCCACCAAUACCAACAGCGCCCCAGUUCAAGAAGCCGGCGAUACCGCAACGACAGAAGCAGGAGAGUGCAAUUGUGGACGACACAACGAGCACAGACAUUACACCAGUACCAACACCCGACACGUCUCGACCGGGCACACCAUCUACGGCCUCGUCACAUCUGCUGACGGCGAAGGCUGGUCCCGGCAAGGCAUCGAGAAGAGCGCGCAAAGCUAACGCGACAGCUUGGAGUACAUCAGCGCCAGCAUCUUCUGGAGAUGAAGGACCAAUCAGGAAAGCAAAAGGGGGAAAGACGAGCGCGAAGCAGAAGCGAAGGUGGGAUGCGGAUGGUUUUGCGGCAGAUGAUAACGACCCAGUACUGGACUACAGCGCACCGGCUGCGACAAGCGAGCCUGGCGAUGGCGAGCGAGAGCUGGAUGUGAAUGAGGUCAAAGCAGAAAAUAUGGGAAGUAGGACCGGCAAAGGCCAGUUCGUCCUGAAGGACCUCGACGACGAGGUGGAUGCUAUUCUGGCUUCAUCGAAGUCGAGUCAAGCGACAAAGGAGACAUCAGCAGAGUCUUCUGGGUUGUUAGGCUCCGCGACCUCACGAAUAUCAGGCCUCUUCCGCAACGUCGUGGGCGGCAAGACCCUCUCCAAACAGGACCUCCAACAACCCCUCCAGCAAAUGCAAAAUCAUCUCCUCGAAAAGAACGUCGCGCGCGAAGCGGCCGAGCGCCUCUGCACAUCCGUCGAGACCGAUCUCCUUAAUCAAACAACUGCCUCAUUCACUUCCAUCGACGCCACCAUACGCACCAGCAUGGCGAAAGCCCUAACUCGAAUUCUUACACCCACCUCUUCCCUCGACUUGCUCCGCAAUAUCACCAGCACCAUCGAAGGUCCGGCUGCCCGGCCUUAUGUCAUCAGCAUUGUCGGCGUCAAUGGUGUCGGCAAGUCCACGAGCUUGAGCAAGAUUGCCUACUUCCUGCUACAGAACAAAUUCCGCGUGCUGGUUGUGGCAGCCGAUACAUUCCGCAGUGGCGCUGUCGAACAGCUUCGCGUGCACGUGCGAAAUCUCAGCGAGCUUUCGCGCAGAGAAGACGUUGGCACUGUGGAGCUCUUCGAACAAGGGUACGGGAAAGAUGCUGCUACGGUUGCCAGGGAUGCUGUCUCGAAUGCAACUAAUGCUGGGAAGGGAGAGAUGCUUUAUGAUGUGGUGUUGAUCGAUACUGCUGGGCGGAGGCACAAUGAUACGAGGUUGAUGAGCUCGUUGACGAAGUUCGGGCAGCUGGCGAAGCCGGAUAAGAUUUUCAUGGUCGGCGAAGCGUUGGUGGGGACGGAUAGUGUGGCACAGGCGAGGAACUUUGCUAAGGAGUUUGUUGAUACCAAGGGCCAGCUACGGAACAACGGCGUCGGCAUGGAUGGAUUCAUCAUCUCCAAGUGCGAUACUGUGGGCGACAUGGUUGGCACGCUGGUCAGUAUGGUGCAUGCCACGGGUAUACCUGUUGUGUUUCUGGGCGUUGGCCAGCAUUACGGAGACUUGAGAGGGUUGAAUGUUGGUUGGGCUGUGGACAAGCUGAUGAAGUAG
Saxophila tyrrhenica is the source of this 2067-nucleotide messenger RNA. RefSeq lists its product as uncharacterized. Gene Ontology annotation, biological process: intracellular protein transport; SRP-dependent cotranslational protein targeting to membrane. The transcript has 3 exons. NCBI's taxonomy places the organism in Eukaryota, Fungi, Ascomycota, Dothideomycetes, Mycosphaerellales, Extremaceae. The coding region runs from base 1 to 2067 and encodes 688 amino acids. The record is from RefSeq and is a predicted model, not a curated record. Gene Ontology annotation, molecular function: signal recognition particle binding; GTP binding; ATP hydrolysis activity. Gene Ontology annotation, cellular component: endoplasmic reticulum membrane; signal recognition particle receptor complex.